CUAUUCUUCCUUCUGCGCAUGCGGUAUUGGCGGUGGUGGUGGUGGUGGUGGCGGCGGCGGCGGCUGGGGUAGUUGGUCCGUCGUUCGUUCGGUUAGUCGGACGGUCGGUUUGCGUUGCCUGACAAUCAGGAGGCGAAGUGGCUGUCGGGGCGAGAGAGCGGAGAGGAGGGGAAGGUGCAGCACCAGGAGGCGGCGCGAGGGAAGUCACUUGGAGCAGGCAGGUCUCCGGGGUCUCGAGGCCAGCGAGCGAAGUAGGCUGAGGCGAUGGCGGACGUCCUGAGCGUGCUGCGCCAGUACAACACGCAGAAAAAGGAGAUCGUGGUGAAAGGCGACGAAGUAAUCUUCGGCGAGUUCUCCUGGCCCAAGAACGUCAAGACCAACUAUGUCAUCUGGGGGACAGGAAAAGAAGGCCAGCCAAGGGAGUAUUAUACAUUGGAUUCAAUUUUGUUCCUGUUGAAUAAUGUACAUCUUUCACAUCCUGUUUAUGUCCGUCGUGCAGCAACUGAAAACAUUCCUGUAGUAAGAAGACCUGACAGAAAAGAUCUCCUUGCAUAUCUUAAUGGGGAAACAUCAACAUCGUCAAGUAUAGAUAGAAGUGCACCAUUGGAAAUAGGUCUUCAGCGAUCUACUCAAGUUAAAAGAGCAGCUGAUGAAAUAUUAGCAGAAGCUAAGAAACCAAGAAUAGAGGAUGAAGAGUGUGUCCGGCUUGACAAAGAACGGUUGGCAGCUCGGCUGGAAGGACACAAGGAAGGCAUCGUGCAGACUGAGCAGAUCAGAUCCUUAUCUGAAGCCAUGUCGGUGGAAAAAAUCGCAGCUAUCAAAGCCAAAAUUAUGGCCAAGAAAAGGGCCACAAUUAAGACAGAUUUAGAUGAUGACAUAACUGCUCUUAAACAGAGAAGUUUUGUUGAUGCCGAAGUUGAUGUUACUAGAGAUAUUGUUAGCAGGGAAAGAGUAUGGAGGACAAGAACUACCAUUUUACAAAGCACAGGCAAGAACUUUGCCAAGAAUAUAUUUGCAAUUCUUCAGUCAGUCAAAGCUAGAGAAGAAGGCCGUGCACCUGAGCAACGACCAGUACCAAAUACUGCACCAAUGGAUCCAACUUUAAGAAACAAGCAACCUAUUCCAGCUGCCUAUAACAGAUACGAUCAGGAAAGAUUUAAAGGAAAGGAAGAGACGGAAGGUUUCAAGAUUGAUACUAUGGGCACCUACCAUGGAAUGACUUUGAAGUCUGUAACGGAAGGAGCUUCAGCACGAAAGACUCAGACCCCAGCAGCACAGCCUGUGGCAAGGCCAGUUUCUCAAGCGAGACCUCCUCCAAAUCAAAAAAAAGGAUCUCGAACACCAAUUAUCAUUAUUCCAGCAGCUACCACUUCAUUAAUUACUAUGCUUAAUGCAAAAGACCUUUUGCAGGAUCUCAAGUUUGUACCAUCUGAUGAAAAGAAAAAGCAAGGCUGUCAGCGAGAGAAUGAAACUUUAAUACAAAGAAGGAAAGACCAAAUGCAGCCUGGUGGAACUACAGUCAGUGUUACAGUGCCAUAUCGUGUAGUUGAUCAGCCUCUUAAACUCAUGCCUCAAGAUUGGGAUCGUGUUGUGGCUGUGUUUGUCCAAGGUCCUGCCUGGCAAUUCAAGGGCUGGCCAUGGUUACUACCUGAUGGAUCACCUGUUGAUAUUUUUGCAAAAAUUAAAGCCUUUCAUCUUAAGUAUGAUGAGGUUCGUCUAGAUCCAAAUGUCCAGAAAUGGGAUGUAACACUUUUAGAACUCAGUUAUCAUAAACGGCACUUGGACAGACCAGUGUUCCUGCGAUUCUGGGAAACAUUGGACAGGUAUAUGGUCAAGCAUAAAUCCCACUUGAGAUUCUGAAUUCUAGACUGCCAUUUCAUUUUGAAAACUAUUGUGAUCCAGAAAGGAAAAAAAAAUCCUGUCAGCAUUUGUGAAGAACAUUAUUACAGAUAAAGAAGAAGUCAUAAUUCAACCUUUUAUAAAACAUUGUUGGAUCACCACGUUACAAUGAAAGGCCAACAGUUCUUCUCUAUAACAAGCAAGGGAUUUUGCUUAAAACUAUUUUUUAAUAACAUACGCCUUUUAGCCUGCAAUUCAAAUUGUAUAUUUUGAUAGCAGCCAUUUCUUUCCCAUUUUGUUAAAUUAGCAAACUUUUUACAAUUACUUUUUUGUUCAAUAGAAUAUAGGUUGAUUUUCAUGGAAAGUUAUAAACUUAUGUGUGUAUGUAUAUAUAGAAAUAGAGAUGGAUGUUCUAAAUAAGCAUAGUUCUUGGUUCUUUGAUUUAUUGUUUCAUUCGUGAAAAACUUUUUGUUUUGAUUGGUAUUAUAGCCUAAAGAACUCUAGGAACUGAGCUAAGUGAAGAUUGCUUUAGCUUAAUCAGAUUGUCAACCUGUAUAUGUAUUGUAUAUUCUUUCUGUCUUUGAAAAAAGGGAGGGAAAAAACCUUUUCUUUUCUUAUAAUAAUUUACCAAAACUGUAAAAAGAGUCAUUAUGAAUACAUUUGAAAUGCAACAUUUUCCAUGCAAAUAUUUCCUUUAAAAUUGUGUUGUCUUAUGACCAGCAUAUUGAAGUAUAUUUGAAAUGCUGUAUACAGAACUAUAUUAUAUUUGGGGCAACUGGGAUUUUUAAAAAUCAGAAUUGGCAAAAUCUAUUCUCCUAAUCCCAGUAGUUAAAUGUGGUUUUUACCAUUGAUAUUACUAUAUUAUUUUCACUACAUGAGAACCAGACUUGACUCCAUAGAAGGAGCACAUUUUACUGUAUACCAAUCAUUAUCAACUUGUUUUUUUCCAGACUUAGCACUGGUAUAAAAAGGAGAUGCAGCAGGAACUUUCCUUCUCGGGUUGAAAAUCUGAUUAUAAGGCAGGAUCCUGCUCAGUGUAAUAUCUCAAUAGCUGGGAAAAUGUAGAUUCUCACCCGUUACAAUAAUGACUGCUCAGCAUUUCCAUUUAAAAAAAUUAAUAACCAAAGAACGUGUUUUACUUGAUCAAAAAAGGAGCACAAGAAAGCAAGGAAGUGUUAUUUCUGUGUGUUUGUAUUUUAUAAUAUAGUUGCUGAAUGCUGCAUACCAGUGCACAGACAGAAUUAGCCUAAUUAUUUUGACCUGGAAUUUGGGGGAAUGAAAUAAUCUGGGGGUGCUGAAUCCAGAACCAUGUUUUUUUUUUAAUGCUGAGCAUUUGACUAAAGUAAAAUAUUCUAUAUAUCCUUCU
Pseudonaja textilis is the source of this 3205-nucleotide messenger RNA. It is a transcript of the gene CDC73, whose product is annotated as cell division cycle 73. Gene Ontology annotation, biological process: positive regulation of transcription elongation by RNA polymerase II; transcription elongation by RNA polymerase II. The record is from RefSeq and is a predicted model, not a curated record. Gene Ontology annotation, molecular function: RNA polymerase II complex binding. Lineage: Eukaryota; Metazoa; Chordata; Lepidosauria; Squamata; Elapidae. Gene Ontology annotation, cellular component: Cdc73/Paf1 complex.